Messenger RNA from Silurus meridionalis, 4651 nucleotides. It is a transcript of the gene vti1a, whose product is annotated as vesicle transport through interaction with t-SNAREs 1A. Gene Ontology annotation, biological process: retrograde transport, endosome to Golgi; vesicle fusion with Golgi apparatus; intracellular protein transport. The transcript has 9 exons. Gene Ontology annotation, cellular component: SNARE complex; endoplasmic reticulum membrane; late endosome membrane. Bases 108 to 692 code for a protein of 194 amino acids. Lineage: Eukaryota; Metazoa; Chordata; Actinopteri; Siluriformes; Siluridae. The record is from RefSeq and is a predicted model, not a curated record. Gene Ontology annotation, molecular function: SNAP receptor activity; SNARE binding.
AAGUGACACUGGGAAGUGACGGCAACGUCAAUAACAACAUUUGAUACAACCAGUGUAAUAGUGUCGCGACAUCCGUAUUAGACCAUUUAAAUUCACCAUUCACAACAAUGUCUUCGGAUUUCGAAACGUACGAGCAGGAGUUCAGUACUCUCACCGCGGACAUUACGAACAAAAUUGGAAGAAUACCCAAACUUGGUGGAGAGGACAAGACGCAGCUGGUUCUAAAUGUCGACAAACAGCUCGAGGAAGUCAGAGAGUUGUUGGAGCAGAUGGACCUGGAGGUGCGAGAGAUUCCCAUCCAGAGCAGAGCCAUGUAUAACAGCCGCCUGAAGAGCUACAAACAGGAGGUGGAGAAGCUCGAGAAGGACUUUAAAAGGUCACGUAUUGCCUACAGUGAUGAGGUGCGGAACGAGCUCCUGGGGGAUGAUGGGAGCUCCUCAGAGAGUCAGUUGAUAAAGUUGCGUGAAGAGAGAGCACAUCUGUUGGACAACACAGAGAUGCUGGAAAGGUCAUCUCGGAGACUGGAGGCUGGCUACCAGAUAGCGGUGGAAACCGAGCAAAUCGGCCAGGAGAUUCUCUCCAAUCUGCACAGUGACCGUGAGAAGAUCCAAAGAUCCAGAGACAGGUUGAGAGAGACAGACGCAAACUUGGGCAAGAGCUCCCGUAUCCUGUCUGGCAUGCUGAGAAGGUAAGAUGAAGGGUCAUUCAGAACCGCAUCCUGAUCUUCAUCCUGGGCACCAUCAUCCUCCUCACCAUCGUCCUGGCCAUCUAUUUCAAUCUGCGAGGCCACUGAUCUCCCCUGACGGGUCCUGUGUUUGUGCUUGCGUGUGUGUGAUUAAUAGCAACAAAAGCACGCUGGAGUAAUUAGGACAAAUUGUUCAUAUGAAUCAUUCCUGGUGGGCAGUGACAGGUGAUCUCUUCUCCACUCUCUCCUUCGGCGCACAACCACACCCGCUCUACCCUCUACCCCAUAUAGCCAUUUUGCUAGAAUCUUACUGUUCAAUUCUUCUGCAUGGGACCUCCAUCUGACUGACCUCCGCAUACAUCAUCGACAUGGCAGAAUAAUGGCGGAGGAAGAAUGCUUUAAUUCUAUGAUUUGUUGCUUUAUUUUAACAUUUUGUCGAUAGUGCUGCUUAUUCCGUGUCAGAAUGGUGAGUGUAUCUGCGUGCACAUGCAUAUACACUUUCAGUCCCGGUGUAGUCCCUGCUUUUUUCUGGGGCAUACGCACGAAUGCUUGGACCUGUCUGUAGUGCAGCACACAGAGCAGAAUCACACACUACACCCAGCCCAAAGGUCAGUGCCUUUAGCAGCAAACACACACGCUUCUCCCAGUCGCGCUUCAUCCAGGAUUAGUAGCUUCUCACGCUGUUCCUCUAAGGUCAGUAAAGGCCUUGUGUGUGUUCAGGCAACUCAGCAGGAUUUUUAAAACCUAAGGCCCCCCCCAUAGAUUCACUUAUAAUGUACGGCAUAAAUAUUUUGUUAACAUACUUGGACAUUACUAAUAUCUAUGUUUAUUUUAAAAUGAAUAAUUAUUGUGGUGAUGUAUUUACCUUCUUUCAGUCAGUAUGAAACUUUUUCAUCACUGUAUAAUGUAUUUCUGUAAAAUGCAGAAACGUGUACAGUGUAAAUGGUUCAAAAAUGAGAUGCAUGUGGAAAGCUUUUUAAUUUAUUGAAUGGAGUAAUGUUAUGGAGCUUUUUACUUUUGAUCCAUAGUGAGGGGUUUUUUUGUUUGUUUGAUUGUUUCCAUUUUUAGGACCAACACCUGGUGAAUGAUGGUAGUAAUCUUUAUAGAUCAGAUUGCAGCAGUUUAUUCUAUUUGUUUGCAUGUGUAUGAGUGUGUAUUGAUGUUUUACACAGUGUCCUAUACGGUCAGGACCUGGUGCAGCUCAGUGCAGUUUCAGACUUAUGCAGCUCAAAUAUACUGUCUGUUCACAUGUGAGCAUUUAAAAUACAGACACAGAGCACACCUAUUGAUACUGUGUUUAUUAUUCCCAGUGCAUGUGACAGAUAUUCUCUCUCUGUCUCUUUCUCUCUAGCUCUCACAAAAACGCACACACUUUUUUUCCUCCUCUGGCUGAGGGCCUGAUGGACAGACAGACAGGCAGAGGGCAUUUGGUAUUCUGUUUCAGGCCGGGUAGAUUGUCUUAUUUUGGAAGCAGCAUGGUGGGGGGCUUUCUCUGCCUCUGCUUCACAGCUCGGGCUUCAAAGCACCAAAUUAAUGGCCAACAAAAUAGUGUGUCUCUGUCCGUCCCAUGUGGGGCCAACCCGUCGAGAGUUAUCAUUAAGUUCAGGAAUAAAUGAACAAAAAAGGAGAGAGGAGGAAGAGGAAGGACGAGGAGGGGCAGAAUCCUGCCUGUUUGACAAACCUCAUAAGAUAAUGACCUCAGUGAUUGAGUUUUUCAUCAACACGCCUAGACAGGACUGGGUGUCUGCAUGUCUUCCGUGUGUGUUUGUCCUCUCUCCUUCUUUAGAAAUAUGUGUGAGUGUGAGCACUGGAUCUAAGCACCUGUGCGUGUUGAAUCCAGGCAUGCUGUGAGUAUAUUUUGCUUGUUAUGUAUGUGUGCAGCUGUGUGUGUGUGUGUGUGUGUGUGUGUGUGUGUGUGUGUGUACAUAGGUGUGUGUGUGUGUGUGUGUGUGUGUGUGUGUGUGUGUGUGUGUGUGUGUGUGCGCACGUUUCGCUGACUGAGUCUCUCUCUGUCUCUCUAUCUCUCUCCCUCUCCCUCGGCCUGUCAGAUCCUCUCAGUAGUGAGUGGCUGGUGGAAGGCAGCGUGGCUGCGGCUCUAUUUGAAGUUGUAAUGGUGUCAAAAAGUCAGGGCUGACUGACAGCCGUCAGUCCCACUGGGGCUCAUUAAAUCAUAACAACUUGACAAGGAAAUAAUUGAGCACUGAUGACAAGUUGAGGCCCGUUUAGAUGUUUUUAUUUUCUUUCAUUAUGCCUUCUAACUAUUAUGUUCAUUAAGGAAUUGCAUUAAACAACUCUUAGGGGACUAAUGAUUUGUUUAUAUCCCCUUUUUCAUUAUUUAAACACUAGCCAUGUCUUCUGAUACCUCAGCAGGCUGCAGCUAUCAUCUUCUGCAUCUAUUUUUCUCCACACACCUUUUUCUCUAUAGCUCUUCUGUCUCUCUCUCUCUCUCUCUCUCUCUCUCUCUCUCUCUCUCUCUCUCUCUCUCUCUCUCUCUCUCUCUCUCUCUCCUUCUUUCCCUCCGCCCUCAUCCCCAUUAUCUACGUCUCUUCCUUACUUCUUACUCUCUCCUUCUCUUUCUUCUCACAUUUUCUCAUCACUUUCUAAUUUCACCCUUUUCCUUGCUCAUAUCAUCCUUCUCUCCUCUACAAUCCCCUCUCUCUCUUGUCAUUCUUAUCUCCCCCUUUCCCCCUCUUCCCUGUUAAUUUUCCUUUCUUCUUAUCCUCUUCAUUCUCUUUUCUCUUAUCCUCUCUUCUCCUCAAUCCCCUUCUCCUCACUCGCAUUUCUCACUUUGUGCUCCUUUUCCUUAUCUUGCACUUCUCCUUGUUUCCUCUCCCACUCCCUCCUCUUUCCUCUAAGCAACCAAGCUCUCUCCUCUCUUGCUCCUUGUCUCCACCCCCCGCUCUCUUUUCUCUUUCAGUAUGACCUAUGGAAUAGUCAUUACCCUCUUAUAGGCUGUGUUUUAUUCCAGGGGGCAACUGUAGCAAUAGGUGUGCUCACAUUUUAACACAUCACUCAGAUUAAUGUUAACCAUCAGAGUGUCCAGCUAGCAGGCCCUCAGCCAUCUGACGGAGGAACAGAGAUUAACCACAGCUUUCCUGUAACACUGAUAGUAGACGUGCAGUGUAACACAAACCUGCGCAUGUAUACACAUUAAUCAAAGUGCUAUAGUGUAUGUUAAAAAUUCUACACAGAGUGAUGGCAAUUUCAGGUAACACUCAGCAGUUUUUCAGCCCAAAUCCUAAACGUGGGAUUACCACGGCCAGCUGAAAUGUCAGGUAUUUUUCUCAAGAACUGAAAACCUGUUUGCUGAAAACGGUUGUCAAGGCAGUUAUAUCCCCACACAUUACAAAGAAAAAGAAGGUUGUGCUAAUCAUGUAUAUGCCACAGCUGUAGUGUAUAACAAAUAGGAUAAAAACAUAUUAUAAAGUGCCCCUGAAGUAUUUAAAUAAAUAAAUAAAAGGUGUGUUUGAGUAAAUGAGUAAAUCAGGAAGCACAGUGGAAGGUCUAUGUUUCAUCAGGUAAAGAUCAUCUUUUGAGAAAAGUUCCUGUCCCCUUAUAAAUAAAGUUUUUUUUUUUUUCUUUCUCACUUAACUGUAAGGUAUUCAGACGUACAUGGCGAUGUCCUAACAUGCUAUCAAAUACUGAAUGGCACAAACCUGAAAUGAUAUCUGUCACUGUUGUUCUUUUCUGCUGUGUCCCUCUUCAAGUAAAUGCCCAUUGAUUGGACAUGCAUGUGUUUGCUGUGAUCAUGUGCCCAGUUUGAUAUUUGUGUGUUUGAAAGUGCAUAGCAUCUGGCCACAUCUGACUUCCUACUGAUCAGAUCCAUCUUACCCGAUUAGCGCGACUACUGUUCCUAUUCUUCCUUUGCUUUCAUUUGUCAGUGAUUUUUAUGGAUUGUGAUCUCUGUGGAUGUGCCGAGUGCUUGUCUAGUUGUAACACUGUCAUUAAAGCAGUAUUGCAUUUCAA